CAAUACCAACGUGAUUUGCCAGCUUGGAGGAAAGAAAAUUGUAUAAAGCACCAUUUCCUGCAGUCAAAAUGCAGGAGGGAUCUCAAUCUUCACUCCUUUUCCAACUUCUUGCCAUUUUUUUCAAUAGAAAAACAAGAAAGAAAUAGAAGCAGCAUCAUGUAUGCCACCAAGAUCAUCUUCCUCCUUCUCACUGUUCCCUUUGCCUCUCAGCCUGGGAGCCAUGCGCUCCCUGCUGAAGUGCAUAAGGGCCAGCCUAUCCAUGUCAAACCACCCCCAGCACUCGCAAAGAUAUUUGGACCAAAACCAGCCACAUACUACCCACAAGAACAUACGCACGCCGGGAAUGUGGCUGUGUAUAACAUAGCACAUUGUGGGAAGGUCAAGUGUUGAUGACAACACGACCCAUGCAGGCAUAUCACCUCUCGCUGUCCGUUGUGCAAAGCCUGUCGCCACAACAACGUUGUGUUGUCCACGGCGGUACCUUGUAGUACUUGGUCUAUAAGAGCGAGCAUGUCCGAUAGGUUUAAAUUGAGAAGCAACAAGAAUCUCAAGGCGUCUUCCUGGAUGCCUUGUUGAAUUCCAAGGCGGUG
Molecule: messenger RNA, 590 nt
Organism: Colletotrichum destructivum
Lineage: Eukaryota; Fungi; Ascomycota; Sordariomycetes; Glomerellales; Glomerellaceae
Exons: 2
Coding region: 157-390 (77 amino acids)
Source: RefSeq, a predicted model, not a curated record